Molecule: messenger RNA, 2422 nt
Organism: Panicum hallii
Lineage: Eukaryota; Viridiplantae; Streptophyta; Magnoliopsida; Poales; Poaceae
Product: starch synthase 1, chloroplastic/amyloplastic
Exons: 15
Coding region: 1-1974 (657 amino acids)
Cellular component (GO): chloroplast
Molecular function (GO): alpha-1,4-glucan glucosyltransferase (UDP-glucose donor) activity
Source: RefSeq, a predicted model, not a curated record
AUGGCGACGCCGGCCGUGGGCGCCGCGUGCCUCCUCCUCGCGCGGGCCGCCGGGGCCCCGGGGCCCAGGCGGGGCGGCGGCGGCGGCGACCAGGCGCGCCCGCGGCGGCAACAGCGGGCGGUGCGCCGGCGCUGCGUCGCGGAGCUCAGCAGGGAGGGCCCCGCGCCGCGACCGAUGCCGCAGCUGGCGCCCCCGCUCGUGCCCGGCUUCCUCGCUCCGCCGCGGGAGCCCGCGCCCGAGCGGGAGCCGGCGUCGACGCCGCCGCCCGUGCCCGACGACGGCCUGGGGGACCUCGACCUCGGCCUCGAGCUGGAACAGAUUGCUGAAAAUUCCAUCAACAACACAGUAGUUGUGGCAAGUGAGCAAGACUCUAAGAUCAUGGUUGGAAAGGAGCAAGAAUCUGAGAUCAUGGUUGGGAAGGAGCAAGCUCGUGCUAAAGUAACACAUAGCAUUGUCUUUGUAACGGGUGAAGCUUCUCCUUAUGCAAAGUCAGGGGGUCUAGGAGAUGUGUGUGGUUCACUACCAGUUGCUCUUGCUGCUCGUGGUCAUCGUGUGAUGGUUGUAAUGCCAAGAUAUUUAAAUGGUACCUCUGACAAAAAUUAUGCAAAUGCAUUUUACACCGAGAAGCACAUUAGGGUUCCAUGCUUUGGCGGUGAUCAUGAAGUAACCUUUUUCCAUGAGUAUAGAGAUUCUGUUGAUUGGGUGUUUGUUGACCAUCCCUCGUAUCACAGACCUGGAAAUCUAUAUGGAGAUAAGUUUGGUGCUUAUGGUGAUAAUCAGUUCAGAUACACACUCCUUUGCUAUGCUGCUUGUGAGGCUCCUUUGGUCCUUGAAUUGGGAGGGUAUAUUUACGGACAGAAUUGCAUGUUUGUUGUGAACGAUUGGCAUGCCAGCCUUGUGCCAGUCCUUCUUGCUGCAAAAUAUAGGCCAUUUGGUGUUUAUAAAGACUCCCGCAGCAUUCUAGUAAUACAUAAUUUAGCACAUCAGGGUGUGGAGCCUGCAAGCACAUAUCCUGACCUGGGGUUGCCACCUGAAUGGUAUGGAGCUCUGGAGUGGGUAUUCCCUGAAUGGGCAAGGAGGCAUGCCCUUGACAAGGGUGAGGCGGUUAAUUUUUUGAAAGGUGCAGUUGUGACAGCAGAUCGAAUUGUGACCGUCAGUAAGGGUUAUUCAUGGGAGGUCACAACUGCUGAAGGUGGACAAGGCCUUGAUGAGCUGUUAAGUUCCAGGAAGAGUGUGUUAAACGGAAUUGUAAAUGGAAUUGACAUUAAUGAUUGGAACCCUGCCACGGACGAACAUAUCCCUUGUCAUUAUUCUGCUGAUGAUCUAUCUGGAAAGGCCAAAUGUAAAGCUGCAUUGCAGAAGGAGCUGGGUUUACCUAUAAGGCCUGAUGUUCCUCUGAUUGGCUUCAUUGGAAGAUUGGAUUAUCAGAAAGGAAUUGAUCUCAUUAAACUUAUCAUGCCAACCCUCAUGCGGGAAGACAUUCAAUUUGUGAUGCUUGGAUCUGGUGACCCAGAGCUUGAAGACUGGAUGAGAUCUACAGAGUCGAACUUCAGGGAUAAAUUUCGUGGAUGGGUUGGAUUUAGUGUUCCGGUUUCCCACCGAAUAACUGCAGGCUGCGAUAUAUUGUUAAUGCCAUCCAGGUUCGAACCUUGUGGUCUCAAUCAGCUAUAUGCUAUGCAGUAUGGUACAGUUCCUGUUGUCCAUGCAACUGGGGGGCUUAGAGAUACAGUGGAGAACUUCAACCCUUUUGGUGAUAACGGAGAGCAGGGUACAGGGUGGGCGUUCGCACCCCUAACAACGGAAAACAUGCUGUGGACAUUGCGAACUGCGAUUUCUACAUAUAGAGAACACAAAUCUUCCUGGGAGGGACUCAUGAAGCGGGGCAUGUCAAAAGACUUCACAUGGGACCAUGCCGCGGAGCAAUAUGAACAAAUCUUCCAGUGGGCCUUCAUCGAUCAACCUUAUGUCCGAUAAAAGAGGGAAGCACAAGUAGCGUCUCGUUGAAUAUCCUCAGUUCUUCAUCCUUCCAUGAGCAGAAGGAUGAGUGAAAAACCCUGUACAUACAUGGAACUAUGGAAGCAGACCGGCUAUACACCCUCCACUGUUCAGGUCAGCCUUACGGCCCCUGCUGCUGUGGCUGGUUUGUCUCAAAAGGACGUGAUGCAGUGCCAACUCCAGAUGAAUGACAGUUUUGAAGAAUAAGGAGGAUGCUGGAAGCGGUCCUGCGCAGGCAGCCUCCCGAUGGUACAUAUGAAAUCAACUGGAUUCUGUUUCUGUUACACCACUCGCUGUUUUCUUAAGAUUGUUGCUCAUGACAUGUUGUCCUUUGCAUGUAAGGGUUCAUAGCUUUUGACCCUUUAGAGAACCAUACCUCGUUUUUCUUGAUGAACUACCUGACGAAAGAGCCCUCUUGUGCGCGCUC